Molecule: messenger RNA, 6057 nt
Organism: Blastocystis hominis
Lineage: Eukaryota; Bigyra; Opalinata; Blastocystidae
Exons: 9
Coding region: 1-6057 (2018 amino acids)
Cellular component (GO): nucleus
Molecular function (GO): nucleic acid binding; ATP binding
Source: RefSeq, a predicted model, not a curated record
AUGAACGAGCGCGAUUUCGGCAAUUUGGUGGAACUGGGGAAACAAAUCACCGACUUCGACGCGGACGGAGAGGCUCGCGAAGGAGCGAUGGACGAGGAGCAAGACAACAUCAUGACGUUCAACAUGGACGUGGAGAGCGAGGAGGAAAUCCUCGACGAGAUCGCGUCCGACGCUUCCGACGCUUCCGACGCGGAGGCUUCGCAGGCUGCGGACUCGCUGAACGCCGGGACGAUUAUGAGCACAGCCGCGGAGACGGAAGAGGACGAGGGCUCGCUGCGCGUGGAAGACAUCGACUCGUUCUGGCUGCAGCGGCAGAUCCACGAGUACGAGCCGGACGCGGAGAAGUCGCAGCACAUCGCGGAGGAAGUGCUGUCGAUUCUGCAGAGCAGCGACGAGCGCGGCGACGAGGAUCGUCUGGUCGAGUGCAUCGGCGUCGAGCACGCCGCGCUCAUCCAGCAGCUCCUCGCCAACCGCGGCAAAAUCGCCUUCGUCACGCGCUGGCGACGCGCCUCCAGCGACGCCGAGCGCGAGGCCAUCGCCCAGGAACUGCUCAGCGACGCCUCUCUCAACGGCUCCGCCAUUCUCAAGCGAUUGGAGGGCGGCCAGGCCACGCGCGCGUGGCGCUCCGGCGGCGACUCGCUGGCCACGACGCGCGCAACGCCCCGCCCGAAGGCGCACAGCGAGAAGGCGGACGAGGAGGCGCUGCGCGAGGAAGAGCGCCUGGCGCUGAGCCAGGAGCUCGCGGUGCCGAAGCCGAGGGCGCAGCUGGAUCUGCGCAGCCUGGAGUUCGCGGUGGGCGGGCAUUUGAUGAGCAAGAACGCGCUGCACCUGCCGGAGGGGACGAACCGCGUGCUGAAGCCCGGCUGGGAGGAGAUCCACGUGCCCGCGGCGGCGAACAAGUACGGCGACGCGGAGUAUCUGAGCAGCCAUCACUUGGUGAGCGUGGAGGAAAUGCCCGAGUGGUUCCGGCCCGGGUUCGAGGGCGUUUCCAAGCUGAAUCUGGUGCAGAGCGAGGUGUACGAGUGCGCCAUGCUGAGCUCGGAGAACAUGCUGCUGUGCGCGCCGACGGGCGCUGGGAAGACGAACGUGGCGCUGAUGACGAUUCUGCACGAGAUGUGGCUGCAUCGGCGGGAAGACGGGAGCGUGGACCGCGAUAAGUUCAAGAUCGUGUACGUGGCGCCGAUGAAAGCGCUGGUGAAGGAGAUGGUGGAUAGUUUCGGACGCAAGCUGAAGCCGUACAAUAUCGCCGUGCGCGAGCUGUCGGGCGACGUGAAUUUGACGAAGGAAGAAAUCGCGUCGACGCAGCUCAUCAUCACCACGCCCGAGAAGUGGGACAUCAUCACGCGGAAGAGCGGCGAUCGGACCUACACGCAGCUGGUCCGCCUGAUCAUUCUGGACGAGAUCCACUUGCUGCACGACGAUCGAGGCCCCGUUCUGGAAGCCCUGGUCGCGCGAACGGUGCGCCAAGUGGAGGUGACGCAGGAAAUGGUGCGACUGGUCGGACUGUCGGCGACGCUCCCGAACUUCGAGGACGUGGCGACUUUUUUGCGCGUGGACCCCGCGAAGGGACUGUUCCACUUCGACAGCAGCUUCCGUCCGGUGGGUCUGGCGCAGCAGUUCGUGGGGAUCAAGGAGAAGAGCUCGUUCAAGCGGAUGAAGCUGAUGAACGAGAUCUGCUACGAGAAGGUGAUCGAGAAGGCGGGGAAGAAGCAGGUGCUGGUGUUCGUGCACAGCCGGAAGGAAACCGCGCGCACCGCGCAGUUCCUGCUGGACACCGCGGUCGAGAAGGACCAGCACCACUUGUUCUUCCCGUCCGAGAUGGCGCGGAAGAAGCUGGAGGACGAGGUCAAGAAGUACUCGAUCAAGAACGACGAUCUGAAGCGUCUGCUGCCCACCGGCUUCGCGAUCCACCACGCGGGACUCUGCCGAGCGGACCGAACCGCGGUCGAGGAGCUCUUCGCCGCGGGCUUCAUCCGCGUGCUGGUCUCCACGAUGACGCUGGCGUGGGGCGUGAACCUGCCCGCGCACACGGUCAUCAUCAAGGGCACGCAGAUGUACUCGCCCGAGCAGUCCGCGUGGGUCGAGCUCUCGCCGCAGGACGUUCUGCAGAUGCUGGGGCGCGCCGGACGCCCGCAGUUCGAGUCGUUCGGCGAGGGCAUCAUCAUCACGCGGAUCUCCGAGCUGCAGUACUAUCUCUCGCUGAUGAACGCGCAGCUGCCGAUCGAGUCGCAGUUCAUCAAGCGGUUGGCGGACAAUCUAAACGCGGAGAUCGUCAUGGGAACCAUCCAGAACGUCGCCGACGCGGUCUCGUGGCUCGGAUACACGUACCUCUUCGUCCGAAUGCUGAAGAAUCCCGCGCUGUACGGCGUGGAUGCGACCUCGCUUCGCGAUGACCCCACCUUGCUGCAGUAUCGCGUGGAUCUGAUCCACAGUGCGGCGAGUCUUCUCGCCAAGAACGCACUGAUCAAGUACGACGUGAAGGCGGGUUUGUUCGAAUCCACCGGACUGGGUCGCAUCGCGUCCUAUUACUACAUCACCAACCCUUCCGUCGCGACCUACAACGAGCAUCUCAAGCCCAACAUGACCGAGAUCGAGCUGUUCAAUCUGUUCAGCCGCUCCGCGGAGUUCAGCCAGAUCGUCGUUCGGCCCGAAGAGAAGCUCGAGCUGAACAUGCUGAUGAACAAGGUCCCGAUCCCGAUCCGCGAGACGGUGGACGAUCCCUGCGCCAAAGUGAACGUGCUGCUGCAAGCCUACAUCUCCCACGUGAAGCUCGAGAAGUUCGCCUUGGCGUGCGACAUGGUGUACAUCACACAGUCCGCGGGGCGAAUCCUGCGCGCGCUCUUCGAAAUCGCUUUGCUGCGCGGCUGGUCGUCGCUCGCGCAGCGCUGCUUGGAGCUGUGCAAGAUGGUCUCGCACCAGCAGUGGGCUACGCAGUCGCCGCUGCAUCAAUUCAACAAGCUCCCCGCCUCCGUGCUGAAGAAGCUGGACAACAAGCCCAUCGCGUUUGACCGGUACUUCGAGAUGAGCGCGGGCGAUUUGGAGGAGCUGGUGUCCGGAAAGGGCGAGCAGGUUCGAAAUAUCGGCAAGAAAUUGGAGCGGAUGAUCCACCAAAUCCCGCGUCUGCAAGCCGAAGCCAUCAUUCUCCCGAUCACGCGAUCGAUGCUGUCGGUGGAGCUGGCGCUGCACGCCGAUUUCAACUACGAUCCGGCGGUGCACGGCUCCUCGCAAGGCUUCCAUCUGAUCGUGGAGGACGGCGACGGCGAGAAGAUUCUCUACUAUCAGUACUGGCUCCUCAAAGCCAAGUACGCCGAAGAAGUGCAGUACGUCAACUUCACCGUCCCGCUCUUCGACCCCAUGCCUCCGCAGUACUUCCUCCGCAUUAUCAGCGACACCUGGCUCCAAGCCGAGACCACGCACCUCAUUUCCUUCCGUUCGCUGAUCCUCCCCGAGAAAUUCCCGCCCCACACGGAGCUGCUCGACCUGCAGCCCGCUCCGCUCUCGGCUCUGCACAACCCCGCCUUCGAAGCCGCGCUGGCGUCCACGCUGACGGUGUUCAACCCCAUCCAGACGCAGGUGCUCCGCACGGUCUACGAGAGCGACGCCAACGUGCUUCUGGCGGCACGAAGCGGCAGCGGGAAGGGCGUCGUGGGGGAGCUGGCGAUGUUCCGCCUGUUCGCGACGCAGCCCGGAGGGAAGGCGCUGGUUCUGUGUCCGAUCAAGGCGGUGUGCGACCGCCAUGUGCAGCGAUGGACGGAGAUGAUGCGGCCGUUAGGGAAGAGCGUGGGGCAGAUGAUCGGCGAGCCGAAGGAAGAUUCGCGGACUCUGAGCACGUGCGAUGUGAUUGUGUCGCUGCCGGAACACAUGGACGCGUACACGUGCACGGGCUCGCAUUUGAAGCUGAUCCAACAAAUCAAAUUGGUGGUCGUGGAGCAUCUCCACAUGAUCGGCAGCGCGCAAGGCUAUCUCUUAGAAUCCGUUCUCUCGCGUCUCCGCGCCCUCGAAGCCCAGGCCAAAGCCGAUCCCAAGAGCCGCUUCGCGAUCCAGUUCCGCUUCGUCGCGCUCUCUGCCUGCCUGGCGAACGCGCGCUCGCUGGCGGGCUGGCUGAACGUGGACAAGGGGCUCUUCAGCUUCCACUCCUCGGUGAAGGUGAAUCCGGUGCAGGUCCGCGUGCAGGGAUUCGACAUCAACCACGCGGGCACGCGCCUCCUCGCGAUGAGCAAGCCCGUCUACUCCACGCUCACCGCGCUCUCGGGCGGCCACGCGGCGCUGGUGUUCGUUCCCUCGCGCAAGCAGGCGCAGAUGACCGCGAUCGACAUCCUCACGUUCGUCUCCGCGACGUCGAAGCCGCGCCGAUUCAACCACAUUCCGCAGGACCAGAUGGACGAAGUGCUCAGCCGCGUCGUCGACCCCGCGCUGAAGACCGUCCUCGCGGCGGGCGUCGCCUUCUUCUACAAAGGCAUGAACGAGGAGGACGCUCGGCUGGUGCGCGAGUUGUUCUCUCGCGACUUCAUUCAAGUGCUGGUGGCGACCGCGGAGCUGUGCUGGGAGUUGGACUGGAGCGCGCAACUGGUGAUCGUGAUGGGUAGCGAUGCGACGGACGCUUUACGGCUAGACACGUGCUUCUACGAUGGCAAGGAUCACCGCUACGUGGACUAUCCCAUCGUGGAUCUCCUCGAAAUGAUCGGGUUUGCUUCGCGUGGCGGCAAAUACGCGAGCGGGAAGGCGGUGGUGAUGACGCACAUCUCCAAGAAGGACUACCUCAACAAGUUCCUCUUCGAGCCGCUCCCCGUCGAGAGCACGCUCCAUCUGCACCUCGCCGACGUGCUCAACGCCGCCGUGACCAGCCACACCGUCGCCUCCAUGCAGGACGCCAUCGAGUGGCUCACCUGGUUCUUCUUCUAUCGCCGGCUCCCGCAGAACCCCAAUUUCUACUCGCUCGACGGCGUCAGCGACGCGCAGCUCAGCGACUUCCUCUCCACGCUCAUCGAGAACACCGCUACCGACCUCCAGGACGCGGGCGCGGUGGCCAUCGACGAGCAGGCCUUGGAGCCGCUGAAUCUGGGCGUGCUGAGCGCGCAUCUCUACAUCCGCGUGCAGACCACGAAGCUCUUCUCGCUCUCCAUCACCGCCAAAACCAAACGCCGCGGGCUCCUGCAGAUUCUCUCCUCCGCCGAGGAGUUCGAAGAGCUCCCGCUGCGGCAGCACGAGUCUCUGCUUCUCCAGCGCAUGGCGAACCACCUGCAGUACGUCGUCGAGAACUCCACGCCCGUUUCUCGCAAGGUCAACGUGUUGCUGCAGAGCUUCUUCAACCGCGACGCGCUCCCCAGCGACCUGCGCCGCGACACGCUGCAGCUGCUCCCCACCGCCGUGCGCCUCCUCCACGUGGGUUCGCCGAAGCAGAAUGACACGCAGGGCAUGGUGAACGUGUGCUCGACGAACACGUGGCUCAAGCCGGCGAUCGCCGCCAUCGAGCUCUGCCAGAUGGUCGUGCAGGGGCAGUGGAACGAGGACUCGCGACUGCUGCAGCUGCCCCACUUCGAUAAAGACCGCGCCGCUGCGUUCGACGGCGAGGGAGUCAGCAGCAUCUUCGACUUCCUCGACAUGGAGGACGCGGCGCGCGCCAAGCUGCUGGAGGGCCUCAGCGAGCGCGAAAUCGAAGACGUCGUGCAGUUCUGCGACGCGUAUCCCGACAUCGAGGUCAAUGCAGCCUUGGAGGGAGGCGAGGUCUGCUGCGGACAGGACGCGAUGCUGAACGUGCAGCUCAAUGCGGGGGAGGAGGGAGAGACUUAUAGCACCGAGGUGCGUAGCGAGAACUACCCGCAGAAGCUGCGGCAGACCUGGUGGUUGAUUUUGGGGGAUCCCACGGACAGCUCCAUUCAGUCCAUCGUGGAAGUGGACCUGGAGCGAAGCCGAAGCAAGCAGCUGGCGUUCACAGCGCCAGAGAAGCCGGGACACUAUUCGUGGAUGCUGUAUUUCAUGACGGACGCGUAUAUUGGGUGUGAUCAGGAGCAGGAGAUCGAAUUCGAUGUAGUGGAGACAAAGUGGAUUGUUUGUUGA